Molecule: messenger RNA, 2110 nt
Organism: Bombus impatiens (common eastern bumble bee)
Lineage: Eukaryota; Metazoa; Arthropoda; Insecta; Hymenoptera; Apidae
Gene: Rpp25
Product: ribonuclease P protein subunit p25-like protein
Exons: 5
Coding region: 192-827 (211 amino acids)
Biological process (GO): tRNA 5'-leader removal
Cellular component (GO): ribonuclease MRP complex
Molecular function (GO): RNA binding
Source: RefSeq, a predicted model, not a curated record
ACCGCGCGUUUUGCCAGUAUGAAGUUAGUAACCAAACUCACCACGUGUUGUUGUUGGGCCAAAAUACAAGUGUGUAUUAUUUUGUGACGGAAACAGUUAUAAUUCAUAAUUACAUUUUGUAUCAUUUUGUAACGUGUUAAGUGAUUUCAAUAAGUCUUUACUAAAUCCGUAGAAAAGCAGCCGACAAAAAAAUGGUCCGACCAAAAUUGAAUAAGAAGAAAUGGAUGCAAGAUAUGGAGCCUGAGCCAACAGAUUCGGGAAUUCCUAUACCAGAUUUACCAGAAAAAUUUCUUCUAAUGCAAGUAAGAAGUGGCUCGAAAAUUAGAAAUGUUCUCGAUUACGCGUUGAAAGAAUUCUCAAAUUAUAACAACGUUGUUUGGAAUGCGGUAGGGAAAGCUGUUGGGAAAGCUAUUUCCUGUGCGGAAAUUUUCAAAACGAAAGAAAAAGAUCUUCAUCAAAUCACUAAAAUACGUUUUAUACAGUCGAAGGAGUCGGAGAAGAGAAAGGAGAAUGAAUCCGCCGAAAAUGUACAAAUUUAUCACGUCCCGGAAAUAUUUAUUUUGCUUGCAAAAGAAGUAAAAGACACAUCAGUGCCUGGCUACCAGGCGCCUGGUGAUAAUGGAGAAUUCUUAAAUGGCCAAGAAAUGAAAAACGAGAGCAAAGGUAAGAAACAGGAAGCAGGUAGUAAUGUGACCCGCGUGGAUGCUGGGGAAUUCGCAGCUAUGGGAUUGAGGGCUGGUCAAAAAAGGCCAAAGAAAGAGCAAACGAAAGGGCAAACAGAAGCACCACCAAAAAAGAGUAGGAAAAGAGCAAACGAUGGUCGAUAAUACAAGCGAGAGAAAUUAAAUUGUAUUGUAUAUAAAAUUCUAUCUGAAAUAACUCGUAUAUAAUCAGAGACAAAAAUUUUUAAUUUUAAAUAAAAAAUCAUAUUUUCUUCGAAAAUUUGUACAUUUGUAAGAAUUUUAAUUCUAUCAUAUUUGUUUUAUGCGCAUGAAAGAGCGAUACAAUGAUUCUUAUUAAGUAAAAAGUUUAUUCCUUGUCAGUACAUGCAUGUUUAUUACAGAAAUAAUCACGCGCUUUCGGUGUAUUUCUCAUAUUCCAAUCUCUAUUAACUGAUCUUAUCGUUAUUAGAUUUCUUAUUUACAAAUUAUAUAUACAGUGUUACAAUAGCAUGCAUGCACAUUGCGGACUUAUAACAUACACUAUGAAAAUUACAGUGCCUUCUACAGAAAUUUAAUUGUAAGAUCUUCUGUCUUUUGGUUUUAGAAAAAGUUAUUCGCAAUAGACGAUUAGCAAACAUCACAUUUCACCAACAGUAAAUGAAAUUACUAAAAAAUUCUUUCAUGAUGAUUAUGUUUCUCACCGUUGGUGAAACUGGAAGAGAGUACAUUUUUGCAAUUAUUUCUGUUUCUUUUUUGUAAUAAUAUAUUCUUAGUAUCAAAUUCGUAUAAGCUUACAAAAAACAUUGUUUGAAUUAAUCGCGAUUGAUACAUUAAUAAACCAAUAAAUUCCAAAGUAUUCUUAAUUCUUUUUUUCAUUUUCAUAUUAUGUCAAUUACUACUAUAAACUACUUAUUAUGGAGCUUAAGUAUUCGGCAGUAGUAUGGAUAAUCUCCCAGCACUGAUAUUGUUUUUCUUACCGAGAAAACUAGAGAACACUUUCAACUUUCUCAUUGGCAGAAUUAUUAAUCGGUAAAAAAUUAAUGUCAAUUAAUAUAGAUAAAUGAUUAUAAAAGAAACUAAAAAAUAAUAUUCACUUGUAUUCUCUAGUCUCAUUUUUAAAAACGUGUGUGCCCUGAUAAUAUAACAGGUCUGUAUCAUCCUUCUUAUGUUUAAUACUUUACAGACAAUAAAAAUGUAACGUUUUUAAACGGACUAUACGAUAUUAAGAGUUAUACCGGUAACAGGAGAAGAAAGUCAACAUUUUAAGUUCAAUCCCACAUAAGAUAAAUAUGUUAUAAAUAAGAACACUACACAUUUACUAUCAUUACUAAUAAUGCAUAUAAGUGUUUGCUUCAUUUGGUUACUGCACGAUGAUUAUAGUUACGUUAUAUUGAUAACGUUUGCUACAGUAAAUAUAUCCAUUUUUUUAUGAUGACUCAAUGAAGUAA